Molecule: messenger RNA, 1560 nt
Organism: Ixodes scapularis (black-legged tick)
Lineage: Eukaryota; Metazoa; Arthropoda; Arachnida; Ixodida; Ixodidae
Exons: 10
Coding region: 160-1137 (325 amino acids)
Source: RefSeq, a predicted model, not a curated record
CUUUCUAUAUUUUUGGAUAUAACGCAACCGAAGCGUCAAGACGAACCGGUGGCUGGCACGUUCCGGAUAGAUGUGGGCUUUGUGGUGCUGGACGCUUUCGCUCAUACCUGGCUGCGCAGAGAGCACAACACGACGGAGCUUCUCUAUGACCUGCUGGACAUGCUCACCUUCUGCAAGUCCGACAUGCCAGGUCUGAUCAAGGGAGAACUUGAGGUCUUCCAGAGAGUAUUGCAGCUCGACUCGGCGCACGACCUUGAAGCUGUGCAAUGGUCGAUUCUUCUCUCCUAUCUGCUCACUGUUUUCCGAGGCAGCGACAGCGAGGUCGACUCAGCUGCGUCGCUGCUGCUCUCGCAGCCCCGGUGGCUGGAGUCCCUCGAGACGCAACUGGUGGAACCCGGGCACGUCCGCGCCACCGGGUUCAUGGUGCUCCAGAGGCUCAUAGACAUCCAGCUCCGGGCACACAUGCCGUGCGGCGGAGCGGUGUUGCUGGAAAAGCGGUCCCUGCAGUCCGAGCUGCACGCCGGCCCGGAGGGCGGCGUUGUGGCCGCCAUGGCGCUCCUCCGCGCCCUGCUCGCCCAGCAGCUCUGGCCCACGGGCAGGGGCCUGGCGGUCAGGCUCAAGACGCCGCUGUCCCUGGCAGACUACAGCGCCCUCCUCUACACUCUGGCGGGACACGCGGCAAAGAUCAACACGGCGGUGGAUGAACCUGCAGUUGAGUGUCUGGAGGUCAUCUUUCUAUUUGUAGACCUCGUCAGCGACACGGAUCUGGUGUCUCGGCUGGCGGCUCAUCCGUGGCUGAAUAGCGUGCUGCUGGAGUGCAGGCUCCUACACGCCGGACCCUCUCUCAGCAUCACCACCCUGAGGAUAGUCCUGCUCGUGCUGCAAGGAGCCCAUACCAACCAGUUGAUUGUGGAGCAACUUCCCUUCAUCGUCGAUUGCCUCAGUACCCAGGGGAAGAGUUGUAUCAGCCUGUCAAGGAGGAUUGCCGUCAAGCUACUGUCUGGAGGCUAUCACCGCCACCUGUCAGAACAGUCCAGAGGGAAACUGCGCCAUCUGCUCAGUCCUGCUGAAGACACAGAUCCGGUACAGCAGCGGCAACAGCAGCAGCAGCAGCCACGGGCCAUCUUGCCUGCCUGAUUCUUCUUCGCUCGGCCCGCGAUCUGUACUAUCAUGUGCUUACUAUGUGUACCGCAACGAUGUGUACUAUGUACAUUGCUGACUUGUUAAUGUCCGAGUAUUUGAACACCGAGUCUUCUUUAUCCAACCCCGAUGCAAGUACUAUGUUCAUGCUUCAGGUUUCCUGUCCGAACUUUGCAAACUUGAUUGGACCAGGAGAACAAUGCGAAGAACAUGCAGUUGGUUACAAAAGGGUCAAAGAUAAGGCACAUUUCGUAAACUCAACUUAGUCCAGAAAAUCUGUGAGAAAGUUAAAACACGCGGACUGCGGGGGGACGUUGUCUGUGUCUCUCCAUAUCUCGCAGCAGAUUUUGUUCUGCAAGUCGUAACCUGUGUCAUGACAUUUGAGCAGUGCAUUUGUCUCUCAACUGUUACUUUGGCUUU